UGAACGGUCGCUUACGUCAAAAAAAAAUCUCCCAUCAUGCUCUGCGCGGGCGCUUCACAAAAAGCCCGAUGAGCAGACUGAGGAGGAGGAGGCUGCCAGCCGAGGGGGGUAGCCGAUUCCCGGAGAGGAUUUUCUGUUCUCGUCGCCCGAAUGAUCAAAUCGUGACGGCGGAGGAAGAAAACAAAGAUAAAAGCAUCAUAAAACAUGAUGCUCGCUCCCGCACAGCACCUUCCGUCGGGCCUGUGAGUGUCGGCAGGUUUCCGACCGCCGCCUCUUCGGGGGAUUCUCCUGUCUGAGUCCGUCCUGACCCGCGACACCGCCAGGCGAUGACAGCGGCUACAGCCACUCCGCAGGUGAUGAGAGACCGGCUGCUACAGGCCAUCGACGGCCAGAGCAAUCAGAUAUGCAACAUGGUGGUAGUUAUGGAGGUGAUCUCCUUUUUGGAGAAAUAUCCUAUCACCAAAGAGGCCCUGGAGGAAACCCGUCUUGGUAAGCUCAUCAACGAUGUCCGGAAGAAGACCAAGAAUGAGGACCUUGCGAGAAGGGCAAAGAAGCUCCUGAGAAACUGGCAGAAGCUUAUUGAGCCAGGGAAGGGUGAGGUGAUGUCCAAAGGACACACAGGUGCAUCGUGGUCUUCCAAUGGUGGUGCUCAUCCUUGCAUCUCUGCUCCAGCUGCCACCACACCAUCAGGUAAAACGGGUGCAGAGUUGAAGAACAGAAAUGACUUCAACAACUGCACCUCUCCUAGGCUGGAAAAACUGAGCAGCAGGAAACGCAAGGGUGACCAGAAGGACGGAUUGCUCUUACCAGCCAAGAUAUCCAAAACAACUCUUAAUGAUAAAAUACAAAACUCCAAACAGCUGCCAACCAAUGGAAUUGGCGGCAGCUCUGAAAUUUUUACAGAUACUCGUCAGCCUUUAGAUAAGGAGAUUUCUGAGCCUUUGGACAGUGACAGACCAAACAAAAUCCCUGUCAAUGCUGUAAAACCUCAUCCAAGUGCCCCGGGAUACAGCAAGCCUCCUAGCACUUCUUCUUUGCUAAAAGCAUCGGUUCUGCAGCAGCAAUCCAGAAAGGAGCAAGCAUCUUCUGGGGUGCAGUAUCAACCCAGAAGCCCACGUGGUUCCUUGCACAGUCCUCAAACUCCAAAGCAGGAAGUUGGUGUUAAACAAACUGCAUCACAAGCACAGAGUCUUUCUAGUCCCACUGUGAGGUCUGGGUCUGCGGACAUCUCUGGGUUGGGGCCUUCCCCUCAGCCUUUCAAUAUUUGUGUUCAGGGUUUGCAUACCGAUAGUUCUUGGUCUUCAGAUUUGGACUCUAAAAGCAGGCCUCCCAGUACAUCUCUUCACAACUCGCAUGCCUCCUCCUGCAGUGAUGGGGUAAGUUUUGAAGAUGGUGGUGCUGUUAGCAAUACAGGGAAAAGGAAAGGACAGAAACACAAGCAGAAGGACUUGGUGGUAAAGUUAGAUGAACAGGCUGUAGAAGACGGCACUAAACCAGUCAGGUUAAAAGACAGGAGGCUGACAUUUGACCCUGUAACGGGUCAAAUCAAGUCCUCCUUUCAUAAGGAGUCUUGCCAGGAGGGGGAGGUUAUACCGGUCCACAAACCUGAAUCUCAAUGGUCAGAGCAGCCGAAGCAGAAUCCAGCGGUUCCUCCCAGUCCCUUCCAGCAGACAGACUGGAAAGAGCUGUCGAGGAGCGAAAUCAUCCAGUCUUACCUUAGCCAGCAAAGCAACGUGCUGACGUCGUCAGGUGCCCACACCCCCGGUGCACACUUUUUCAUGACUGAGUUUUUGAAAAAAGAGGAACACCAAAGUAACGAUGCCAAGAAAACACACGCUUUGGCUCCAGAACUCCCAGCCAGAGAUUUACCAGGGAUUAGCAGAGAAGUCAUCAGUGAAGACCUGAACAGAUUACACACACAACACUGGUCCGGCGUUAACGGUUGCUACGACACAAAGGGAAAUUGGUUUGACUGGACAGAGUGCAUCUCCUUAGACCCCCAUGGAGAUGAGAGCAGGUUAAACAUAUUGCCGUACGUCUGUCUGGAUUAAAACUGAGGUUUGGUUUUAGGUGUAAGCUGCCUUCAUCAUACGGCACAUCAACUUUGUAUACAUGAAGGCGCUUCAUUUAAGUGUAUGCUGCUUGAGUGUGUGUGUGUGUGUGUGUGUGUGUGUGUGUGUGGGGAGCACAGGGGGUGUAAUCAGUGUUUUUAUGAGUUUUUUGAACAUUGUUUGAGGAGAGUGCAAAGGUAAAAGGCUAUGCAUUAUUUGACCAUUUAGUUGUUGGUGUUCAGUAACUGUACAGAUUACCAGUACCUGCCAUUCUUGGGGAGAGAAUAUCACAUUAAACUGCACAGCUACAGUUCAUCUGUCUUAUGUUAUCCACAUGGAUUGUGACUUUACUGAGUUUUUAGCAUCCAUUCAUAUUUAGUCCACAGUGCAGUAUUUUCUCUUCAUUUAAAGUUCUGUUCAGUUUUAUGUUUAAAAGGAAAAAAAAACUGUGACUCAAGUCUCUCAUCUUGCUAUAGAGAGUAGUAAGCUACAUGAUUGGAGCAGACGUACAACAGAUACAUCUACCGCGGGUCUUGAACAAGCCUGUGUAACUGUUAAAGCUGAACUUAAUGCUAUCUUCAAGCAUCCAUGGUAACUGUUUGUGCUGUGAAUGGAAAAGCAUCUAUCACUGCGCACCAUUGCACAACUGUCUAAUGCAGCGACCUUUAGCAGAAAUAAUAACUAACAAAUCAGUUUUAAAACGUGAAUAUUUUUCUUGUGUCGUGAGAUUUGAAUGCUGUUAAAUAAAGUGAUAUGAAACUGCCAGAUAUGACUGUGCAGUUUGAGGUGAGGGAAAGAAGGAAAGGAAGAAAGGCUUGUGUUGGGCUAGAACAACAUACGCUGAUUAAAGAAACGUGGCUGUCAUGUAUGAUAUUUAUUUACAUUUACAUAUUCAUUUUAAGAUUUCUAUACAUGUUCAGACAAACAUCUUUUGUUAGGUUUCUUUAUUCAGAAUUGGUUCAGUGACGCAGCAGUGACUUUUCUAAAACUUCUCCUGCUGAUUCACCAAUCUACCUUAAGCAGGAAAAACUCUCCGAAAUGACACAUUUUGAUAAUGUGAACUGAUUUUAUUUAUACUUGCCUUUUCCCUUUACUGUGUAUUUAGGUUGUAAUAUAUGAAUUGAAAUGGCAGAGCAGAUUAUGCUAUGCUAUUAGCUUGCAUCUUUGUACUGUCAGGAACAACUGAGAUAUAAAUUAACAUGCUGGAUAAAGUACUUAAUAUCAUUCCUUUUAGAUAUUGUUUGCCUUAUGGAAACCUGUGUUUUCCCUAAAGACAGAGCCUUAGUGAAUGUACAGAAAUUAGCCUUUUGUGUUCAGUCGAAUGCAGAAGAGAACAUAUUUGCUACUUAGUCCUUUAAGUGGACAUGUUGAUAUGUGUUAAUAAAAAAACUGAAGGAAAUGUGA
This is a messenger RNA of Larimichthys crocea (large yellow croaker), 3455 nucleotides long. RefSeq names its product mediator of RNA polymerase II transcription subunit 26. The record is from RefSeq and is a predicted model, not a curated record. Gene Ontology annotation, cellular component: mediator complex; core mediator complex; nucleus. Gene Ontology annotation, biological process: positive regulation of gene expression; regulation of transcription by RNA polymerase II. NCBI's taxonomy places the organism in Eukaryota, Metazoa, Chordata, Actinopteri, Sciaenidae. Gene Ontology annotation, molecular function: transcription coregulator activity. The transcript is spliced from 3 exons. Bases 327 to 2051 code for a protein of 574 amino acids.